AAUGAAAUUGCAAUAUUUUUUUUUUUUUUUUUUGAAAAUCAAAGUUUUUCAUCCAUCAAAUCUUUCAAAUAAUGAUGUAUUUUAUCGAACAAUUUAGGCAAUAUUCGAACACAUAAUGGAUAAUUCUUUUUUGAUUUGAUCAAAUUUGAUCAAAAUCAAAUGAAUCUAGUUUGUGUAUGUUUGUGUGUGUGUGAUAUCGUGUCAAUCCAAUUCCACAUCUAGUCUCUCUACAUAUUCUGCUCAACAUAUAUAGUUGUUUAUUCAUUUUUUUUUAUAUAUCUCUCUUCAUGACCAUCAUUUAUGAAAAAUAACAUUUUUUUCUCAAUUCGAUUUAUUGUGGUGUCUUGUGUGUUCAUCAUAUAAUUUUUAUUUUUACCCAAUGUAUUUUGUUUAUUUUUUUUCGUUUGUUUAUAUAUUCUUCUAAUGGGCUAAUAUAUUGUCCUAAUGGUUGUUGAACGAAUAAAUCGAUUUGUUUUUUGUUUUCGUUGUUUCAGUAUCGAUACUGUCAAUCGAUAUUUUAUUUGGCUAAAAUAAAUCAUCACAUUAUUAUUGACUUUUAUCUUCUUUUUUUGAUAUUUUCUAUACAUGAUGAUGAUAUAUCAUGAUGUUGAUAAAGAAACUGAUCUAAUCUGAUUCACGAUUCUCACAUUUCUUUUUUGAAAAAAAAUUUCUUUAUUUCUUUUGCCAAUAAAUUUUCAGACAUCAAUAAUCCAAUUUACCCACACAUACACAUGCAUAUACACACAAAAUAUAUAUAUUUGAACUAUAAAAUAACGCCUUUUUUACCAGGGAUUUCAAAUUUCAAACCAGCAUUAAGUGCCAAAUUAUUAAUUGAUUAGUGUUCUUAGAGUAAUAAUAAGUAAACGUGAUUUUUUACCUUUCACUCGUUAAUUCAUCCAUCAAUCAACUGAUCGAUACGUACAACACCAAAAAAAAUGGCUAUCGUGUCGACAUCAACAAAUCCAACAUGGAGAAAAUCAUUAGUACAACAGCUACAAGAACAACAACGAAAAUCGAAUGAACCAUUUGAAUCUGUGAUACAAACAUGUGUUAGCUUAUUUGAAAAGAUUGAUUCAUUGCAACGAGAGAAAUCAAAUUCAACAAAUUGUGAUACUACAGCAAUCAAUCCAACAUCAAACACAGCAUCAUCGUCAUCAUCAUCAACAGUCAAUUCAGCAUUGAAUGAUCGAAUCACAGCUCUACAGAAUGAAUUGAAAGAAUGUCAGAAAUGUAUGAUGGAAAAAGAUUCAACUAUAAUCGAAUUGAAUUCAAAGAUUACUUGUUUGAUGAAAGAGAAAAAUGAUUUAAAAUCUAAACAAAGUGAUUUAAAAAUAAGUCUAGAUUGUAUGACGGAUAAAUGUCGUGCAUUUGAGGAGGUUAUUAAAAAUUUGAAAGAACAGAAUACCUGUCUUAUCGAUGAACAUACAGCAUUACAGAUGCUGUAUGAUAGUUCAAAGAAAAAAUUUGAUGAAAUUAAUCAACAAUAUAAUGAUCUUAUUGCUCGUGUGAUGGAAUCUAAAGCUAAAGAUGCCGAAUUUAUGAAUGAAGAAAAUGAAAAAAUGAUACGCAUACAACAGGAAAAGGUCCGUAAACAAUUGGAAGAUGAAGCUGGCAGAAUGACUGUCAAUUCGAAUGUAGAAAAAGAUUCGGUAAAUUUGAUUGAAAAUCCGGUUUUAUCAUUAAUACCGGAACGGCCACGAAUACAUUUUGAACCUCAUAACGAGAUAUAUGCUUUGAAAUUUGACAAAAAAACUCAUUAUCUAAGUAGUGGUGGUGGUGAUCGUAAAGUAAAAAUAUGGAAUUUCGAUGAUAUCAAAAUCAAUCUGAUUCAAGUAUUGAGCGGUAGUAAUGCAUCGGUCACAUCGAUCGAUAUAUUUGAAGAAUAUUUAGUGGCCUCGUCUAGCGACCAUGCUAGUCGUGUUUGGACAUUGAGUGAUUAUCGUGUACGGCGUACAUUGACCGGCCAUUCAAAUAAAGUAAUGUCAGUGAAAUUCAUGUCAGUAAACAAUAAAGUGGUUUCAGGUAGUUUUGAUAAAACGGUAAAAAUCUGGGACCUAAAUCGUAAUGCUUGUAUGAGAACAUUAUUCGCCGGUUCAUCCUGUACUGAUGUCGCCAAUCGUGAUGAGAAUUUUUUUGCCAGCAGUCACAUUGAUAAAAGGAUUCGUUUCUGGGAUUCACGAAUGGAAACAUCGUCAACCGAAAUCCUAUUACAAGGAAAAAUUACAUCAUUAGAUGUGACAAAUAGUGGUCAUCAUCUUGUUGCCGCAAUACGUAAUGACAGAUUAACUUGUUUAGAUCUACGUAUGAAUGAAUUGAUACAGGAUUAUACCGCUGAUUCAUUUACGAUUGGUUGUGAUUGGACAAGACUACGUCUAAGUCCAGAUGAUCAAUACGUUUCUUGUGGUGGCAAUGAUGGUCAGAUAUUUUUCUGGGAUUUUAAAACCGGAAAACUUUUGAAAACACUAUCCACUGAUCAACAUAUCGGUACUAUUGUUUCAGUUGAAUGGCAUCCAACAGGCAAUUUAUUUGCCAGUGCUGAUCGUAAUAAAAAUAUUGUCAUUUGGUCAUAAAACAUGUGAUGAAUGAACUGAUUUAUUUUCAAAUUCCAGUAAAACAAAUUUAUAAAUUGUCAACUUGUUCAUCAUCAUCAUCAUCAUUAUGU
This is a messenger RNA of Dermatophagoides farinae (American house dust mite), 2662 nucleotides long. Lineage: Eukaryota; Metazoa; Arthropoda; Arachnida; Sarcoptiformes; Pyroglyphidae. The record is from RefSeq and is a predicted model, not a curated record.